This is a messenger RNA of Anopheles coluzzii, 2721 nucleotides long. RefSeq lists its product as uncharacterized. Lineage: Eukaryota; Metazoa; Arthropoda; Insecta; Diptera; Culicidae. Gene Ontology annotation, biological process: chemical synaptic transmission; monoatomic ion transmembrane transport; regulation of membrane potential. Gene Ontology annotation, molecular function: transmembrane signaling receptor activity; extracellular ligand-gated monoatomic ion channel activity; neurotransmitter receptor activity. The transcript is spliced from 12 exons. The record is from RefSeq and is a predicted model, not a curated record. Gene Ontology annotation, cellular component: synapse; membrane; neuron projection. Bases 93 to 2702 code for a protein of 869 amino acids.
AGAACACAUUCGCGGCGUAUCUUCAUCAACCAGAUAGUUGCUAGUUUUGCAGUAAAAUAGUGUACCCGUAGGUUAAAAGGAACUUUCAAGGCAUGUUUAGAGUCAUAGUUUAUCUAACCGCUUUUCUAACGAUUUUUAAAAUACAUUGUGCAGUCGCAUUCAAUUGCGAUGCAGAACAGUCCUCCAUAGAGGGUAGACUACAGAAGCAGUUAUUUUGCACGGAUUACGACAAAUCACAACGCCCUGUAGAGCACCACGAAACUGCCACCAAUGUUUCUAUAUCGAUUUACAUGAAAAAUUAUGCCUUGUACGAAUAUGACCCUUCAUUGCAUAUCUCCAACUGGUUAUCAGUUAGCUGGAAGGACGAAUUUCUAACCUGGGACAGAGCGGAUUAUGGCAUAGACAUGCUAAACGUGGAUGAAAGCGAGAUAUGGCGUCCAAUGAUCACUUCGUACAGCAAGAAGCAACUGAACACGAUAGACCGAUCAUGUAACGAUCAUAAAUGCGAGCUGAAACAUACUGGUGAAGUUUCCUGCAUAUCUCCAUGCACCUAUGAGGCACACUGCACGAGUACGAACAUCGAUUGGCCGUUUGAUGUCAUGGACUGCAGGCUGUAUUUCAGCAGCUGGUUGCAAUAUAAGUCUGAACUAAACAUGACUGGAGCGUCCAACGUAUCAACAAGUUAUGUUACUCAUAAUCAUUACUCCUGGAAAUUACUGUCAGCUGAAAAGGAAAACUCCAAUCAUUCCGAUGACGACACCUAUCCCAGUGUGGUAUAUGUGUUCAAGUUCGAACGCCAUAUGGGUUUAUAUACGGCUAUUUUAACGCCGGGAUUUUUGCUUGUCGUUUUAAGUUGGUUAGUGCUUUGGCUGGACUACAGUAGCUCCGAGCGCCUAUACAUUCUGUACGCAACCUGUAUUGGUCACUUCACCUUUAUGGAGUUCCUGUUCUGGCACCAGUCGCACCAAACCGAAGAUGUUCCGAAAAUGCUGCUUUUCUACCGAGAUUCGCUGUUUAUCAACGUUUUCACUGUAAUUCUUACCAUCAUUUUGAAAUAUACCAACCCUAAGCCCCACAGCCCGGAGCGACUAAUAGACAGAUGGGCCUUCAGGGUGGCUUCAACUAGUUUGGGGCGUGUGUUGCUGCUAAGAGGACAUUUCAUUGGCUCAAAGAGAACACUUCUACGCGAGGAAAAUGAGGAAGGCAAGGAACACUACAAUCACGCAGGAAAUGGUAAUGGCGAUACGAUCAAUCUAGUUAUUGAUCGCACAAAUGGCAAUGGUUCCGUUGACGCGGGAACAGAGAAAUACCAGCAUGAUUUAAAGAUUAUGUUUAUAGAUCGAUCAAUGCUUUUGUGCUGUUUUGUUAGUUACGUUAUCAUGAUUAUCAAUUUGUACCCAAACAAACAUUCAAUCGAAAAUGGUGCCACAAUCGACUGUGACGCUCCUGUUAAUACUGAAAACAAGGAAAGCGAGUUACUCCAAAAGCUACUAUGCAAUUACGACAAAAGUGAACGACCCGUCAAGAACCACAAUACUGCAGUAAACGUUACAAUGUCAAUGCACGUUCAAAAUUACGAUGUGAGCGAGGGAAAGGCGACGCUCUAUCUGAAUGUGUGGAUGAGCUCUUCGUGGAAGGAUGAGUACCUAAACUGGGAUAGAGCAGAGUAUAGCCUAGACAAGGUAGUGAUCGAUUCCGACGAUCUAUGGCGUCCAACGUUUGUUGCCUUUCAUAAUAUAAAAAGUGGCAAUGGUGCUAACGCCUGUGGAACCCAUCCCUGCGAAGUAAAGCAAACUGGAGUGGUCCUCUGUGUUACCCCGUGCCAGUAUGAAGCUCUUUGCGUGAGCGAUACGGUUAGCUGGCCAUUCGACAGCCUAAAGUGCACAAUGUUCCUCGGCACCUGGUUGCAAGACGUCAAUCAAAUCAACAUCAGCCAAAACUCGAACGUAUCCACGCGUGACAUUGAGGUGCACCAUGCUGAAUGGAUGAUCAAGUCGGUGAAGAAACUCCACAUAUUCCUACCAGACAAUACUAGCUACCCAUCGUUGGAGUAUAUCUUCACGAUGCAACGUCAUGUUGCUAUUUAUGCUGCUAUUUUGACGCCAGGAUUCUUGAUGAUAAUAAUUGAUUUGGCUGUCCUGUGGAUGAACAGCGGCAGCGCCGAACGACUGUACAUACUCUGUGCAACUUGUAUGGGCCAUUUUACCUUCAUGGAAUACCUCUACUGGCGGCUACCGUACCACGGCGAGAACGUUCCCCGAAUGCUACUUUUCUUCCGUGAUUCUCUUAUAAUUAACGUUCUGCUGGUAGCCUUUACCAUCAUACUGCGACAAACGGCCCCGAAAGCUGAUAGCGAAGAGCGCUUAGUCGAUAAGCUUGCCGGCAGGGUAGCUUCAACGACGAUGGGUCGUGUAUUGCUUCAAAUAGACGAUACCGUUGAUGCAAAACAAUCAGCUACGAUCGACGAAGAAAAUGUAGAUACUGAUAAUUCCAACAAACUGCGGACGGACAGUUUUGAGGGUGAUACUGUGAACCUAGUAUCCGAUGCACCCGUUAAUGAUGCGCCGGUUACAGCGCCAGUUAUUGCUAAUCACCAACGGGGUACUUUAGUUAAUGCAUUUUUAGAUAGAAUUAUGUUUAUUUCCUUCUUACUUUGUUACGUCUUCAUGAUCUGCAGCCUUUUGCCAAAGGAAGUAAUGUAAACUUAAUCUCUUCGAAUAA